CCUGAAUGCCCCUCCCCCCGUUUCCUCUCUGGAGUCCUGCACCCAGACACCGUCACCAACCAACCUCCACUUCCAGAGCAUUCUAAUGCUCAACCAUCCAGACUCGACUUUUCCCUUUUGGCCCUUUUAUUGAGGCACCAACAAAACAGUCUUCGAUUCCAAUAGCCGGGCCGCUCUGUCCUGGUCUCGUCCUUGUCUGAGGAGCGAAGAGAGGCCCCCCCCGAGUGAUUCAUACUGGCAGAGCCUCUCAACUCACUUUACCUUACCCUACGUUGACCUGUUCCUCCGAAUCCCCGAUCGUUUCCCCCCCUCGCUCUCAUUGCCCUCGCCCACUUGCUCGCUCCACCACCACCACCACCCACACUCCUCAUCCCCCGCCAACCACCGCCCCAUCUCUCGCGCUGCUCUCUUCUUUGCUCCGUCGAAGAAAAGAGGGUUCUGCGAGGAAGAAGUGUGUUCAAUCACCCUCCAAUCACCGCGGAUAGAGACUUCCGCAUGGACAGCGUCUUCGCCACACCCAGAGUUAGCCCCCGUCUCACCCUCUCUGCCCGGCAAGAGGAGCUUCUCUCAAAGGCUCUCAAUUCCAACAAGCAACCAACCGUCGACCUCUCCUUCCCGCUCUCGAAUCCCGCUCUCCCCAUGGCUCCCGGCUCCUUUUCAGGGUCGCCCUUGCAAGCCCCCGGCUCCGGUACCCUGAACGGCUUUGAAGAGAGCCCUUUCAUCGACUACGAUUACGAAUUCGACGCCGACGGAAGUUUCGACUAUGAUUUUGGCAACGAGACUCAGGGACAAAUGAUUGGCAAAUUGCCCGGCACCUCUUCAGAUGGGGAUGCCGAUGCCCACGAUAAGCGUUCACAUCCCGACGAUGAAGGUGAAGAUGAAGAGGGUGGCGGCAAACGGAGGGAAGGCGACGAGAAGGCAUCCAAGAAACCCGGACGGAAGCCCUUGACAUCAGAGCCUACCUCUAAACGCAAAGCCCAGAAUCGUGCUGCUCAACGCGCAUUCCGCGAGCGUAAGGAGAAACACCUGAAGGAUCUGGAGACCAAGGUUGAAGACCUCCAAAAGGCAUCGGAAUCCGCAAACCACGAAAACAGCAUCCUGCGUGCACAAAUAGAGAAGAUGUCAAUAGAGUUGCGCGAGUACCGGAAGAGGUUAUCCUUGAACGGAAACCUCGCUCGUACCCCUUCUCUGAAUAAUGGAAUGCAGCCUUACAUGGCCGGCAGGGGCGUUGCCAGCACCGGUCUUAGCAACCCCAACGAUGUCAAUUUCCAAUUCGAGUUCCCUAGAUUUGGCCGGCUUCCUGGACCGCCUAACAGCGGUUCUUCAGUCGUCAACGGCACAAAACAACCCACCACAUCGCCAACUUCCACAACACAAAAAAUGUCAAGUGCUGGUGAGAAGGCCCAAGUCAGUCCGCUCAAUCAAACGCUGCCAUAUCCGUCUACCAAUGGUUCCAAUGCUGGCUUAAAGCAGGCUGCGCUUGACGGUGGGGACAUGUCUAGCCUUUCCGGUCUUUUCAGUCCCGCGCUCCUCGACAGCGUUGGUAAGAGUCCUAGCUUUGAAUUCAUCUCGAACGGGACGAACGGAUCAAAUGGAUCAAGGACGAGCACAGAUUCCAAUGGACAGAUAAGUAACGGCCAAAGCACAUCACACAGCUCACCUUCAGCUUCAUCAAACUCAAACCAUGGGGCGAGCUCAUCUUGCGGUACUUCUCCAGAGCCUUCUAUGCAACAGUCGCCAGUCUACGGCAAGCCCUCCGACGCCACGCUUUCAACCAUUGGCGAGGAGAACUGCGCCAAUGCUUGUAGCGAAGGUGAGCUUACCUUCUGUGAACAGCUUAAUAUGGCUUGCGGCAAUCCAAACAAUCCUAUCCCACGUACAAUGUCUGAGUCUAGUUCAGGGAAUAUUGAAAACCCCGCCUUCGACAUCCAUGGGAUUGACUGGUUUGCUCAACAAAAUGGAAACCAGUUUGAUCCACAGCUUUUCGGCGAUUACCGGGAGCCACAGGAUAACAUUCUCUCUGCCGACGGCUUCAAUGAUAGCUUCUUCAAUGAUGCAUUCACCCUCCCAGAGUUCAAUACCCCAUUCAACCUGCCGCCAAGUCCCGCGGCAUCCAAGAAGGAUCUUGUGGCGCAAAUCGACGAGAAACAGAAUGAGGAAGAAGAGGUUGUGCCUGCAGAGGACAGAUCGCAAUUGCUCAACUGCAAUACAAUCUGGGAUCGUCUGCAAGCUUGCCCCAAGGUCAAGGAAGGCGAGUUCGAUCUCGACUUGCUUUGCAAGGAUCUCCAGAAGAAAGCCAAGUGUUCGGAGACGGGCGCCGUUGUCAACGAGUCCGAUUUCAACAAGAUCAUGAAGUCAUAUGUUCAUGAAGAUACAGUCGGAGCGCACAAGGCUUAAUCGGCCCCACAAUCAGGAGGCAUUUUGUACUAAUGGUGUGGCUCGCGCAACAAAAGGAGCCAUCAGUUGAUGUGCCAAGGAUAUGGAUCAUGGUUAUUAUGGCGUCGUGGUCACACUUGACCUUGGGCGGUUUUUGAGGAAUGAAAUGCUUAUGUUUCAUCGGAAUUUAGCUGGUGCAGGGCUAGGUAGGGGUCUUUUGGUUCAUGGGUGAAAUGAAUGGCCAUGUGUUGGUUGGAGUUAAACUACUUAUCAUCGCUACAUGCCAUAAAACAUGCAAAAUAAAUCAUAUAUAUCUUCUGUAACUCG
Molecule: messenger RNA, 2703 nt
Organism: Amorphotheca resinae ATCC 22711
Lineage: Eukaryota; Fungi; Ascomycota; Leotiomycetes; Helotiales; Amorphothecaceae
Exons: 3
Coding region: 496-2397 (633 amino acids)
Cellular component (GO): RNA polymerase II transcription regulator complex
Molecular function (GO): transcription cis-regulatory region binding; DNA-binding transcription activator activity, RNA polymerase II-specific
Source: RefSeq, a predicted model, not a curated record